CCUGAGAAGGUUCGCGCUAAGAAAAGCUCGAUUCGGUUAAAAACGUGAUUCGGUGUGUGUGAUCAUUAUGAAAAAGUGGGAAAACAUGUUCCUGACAGUUGUCGGCUUGAUACUUUUGGGAGUUCUAAGUUCGGUGAAUUGUGAUUUCAUAAAAAAAUCGGAGUACAACAAAAUGCCCAACAUUUUCGAGUACGAUCAUUACGACGAUUGUUUGUUCAACGAUCCGGAAGUGUCAGCGACCUACUGCCUGGUGCGGGCUGUCAUCAAGCCGGAUAACGAAUCGGUCGUUUGGAGGCUAAUCGAGCAGUUUUCGGCCAACACCAAACUCAAUCUGAACCACAUGGCUCUGGAUCGGGGAAUCUGUCUCCGAAACAAUGACAACAGCAGCACCGUGGGACAGCUCAAAGAUCCCAAACUUAGCCAUCUGAUCGUACCGAAGUUCAACAUAAAAUUUCCGUACAUUUUAACAAAUGGCACAUUCCGUAACUCUGAAAACUAUCGAAGGAAGUACGAUAAAACCGUGGCAGUUCAAAUCAACCGGAAGCUCCUUAAACGAUACGGCCUCAAAGCAUACACCGAAAUCGAAUACUGCGACCAAACAAGCGUCAACGAAUUUCCCAUUGACCGCCUGGAUAUUGCAUUCCUGGUGAUUUUGGCCACACUCAUCCUGCUGCUUGCGGCGUCCAGCAUUUAUGAUUACUCCUGCAAAGAAUCCAGUGGAUUGGAUCACUAUAAACAAGACAUGCCCAGUCAAAAAUCACAGCUACUGACAUCGUUUUCUUUGCUCCGAAACUGGCACCGUUUGACUGCCCGAUCGCGCGAUCCUUUCAGUCGAGAUUUACGGGUUAUUCAAACACUCCGCUUCACAACCUACAUCCUGACGCUGAUCGGUCACGCAAGUAUCCUGGUGAUUCCACGAACCGGAUGGGUGAUCGAGGAAAAAUAUCGACAACUGUCCACGAUGAUCGUGGUGAAUGGGUUUCAGAUUGUUACCAUUUUCUUUGCCAUCAGUGGAGCUGUUUUUACUAUUAUGUACAUCCAGAAGAUUGGGGAAUCCGGUCGCAAGCCGGGACUGUUGGAGAUUGUGCUGAUUACGAUUAAUCGAUACAUUAGGUUGACUCCAGUUUACUCUUUGGUCCUGUUACUAGAGGCUAGCUGGUUUAUUCGUCUACAGGACGGCCCUUUUUGGAGAAGAGGAGUAGAAUCCGGUCUAACGUACUGUCGAAAAAAUUGGUGGGCCAAUAUGCUUUAUGUAAACAAUUACGUUACGAUGGAAGAACCGUGUAUGCAACAUUCGUGGUAUUUGGCGUGCGAUUUUCAACUUUCGAUUAUUGGAAUCGUGCUGGUGACACUGGUGAUGCGUAUGUCUAAGGGAAAAGCCAUCAUCCUUUCUAUCAUUACUGCGAUAUCGUUCGUCAUUCCUGGUUUGGUGAUCUACUUCAACGCUCUGGAAGGCGUGAUACUGUUUACACCAGAGGCCCGUCGAUUCAUCUUCUGGUACGAUAAGGCCUAUCACCAGGCGUAUCUUCCGACACACAUGAAUCUGUGCAUGUACAUGACAGGCAUCUGCAUGGGAUUUAUUUAUGUCAAGGCUAAGAACAGUGACAACAACGUGUUCCAAAAACUCGCCUUCAAACUGUCCUGGUACUCGAUCUUUAUCGUCGGUCCAUGUCUGUUUCUGUUCGGGCAGCUGUUCUACUUCAACGAUUAUCCGAAACCAUCGGUGUGGAUGUCGGUGUACUUUGCCGGGGCCAGAAUAGUUUGGGCCCUGAUAAUGGCGGUCGGCUUUUUCGGAUUCGUAUUUCAGGUGAACAAAUCGAUAACCCGACUGAUGCACAUCCGGCUGUUUGAAGUUCUCGGUCGGUUGACCUAUGGAGCCUACGUUGGACACUUUUUCAUCAUCAAAAUGAUGUUCUUCAAUGUGCGGGAGCCCUCGAAUUUGGGCACCUUUGAUAUGGCCACGAAAAUCAACGCGACUUUAUAUUUGUCCUACAUGUUAUCGCUGGCUCUCACUCUACUGAUUGAACUGCCUGUGUCGGCUUUGCAAAAAAUAUUACUCCAAAGGUUCACCACACGCAACACUCAGCACAUUCAACCGGAGGAAAGUCUAGAUACGAAGACAAACACCUUCAAUGGGUACCUGAACAGUGGUUUUAAGGAAAAUUUUCGAAGCCGCGAUGACCUAGCUUAAGUGUGAUGUUUUUUUUGUGUGAGAAUUAAUUAUUUACUAUUUUAUUGUACUUUUUUUUAUAA
Molecule: messenger RNA, 2253 nt
Organism: Uranotaenia lowii
Lineage: Eukaryota; Metazoa; Arthropoda; Insecta; Diptera; Culicidae
Product: nose resistant to fluoxetine protein 6-like
Exons: 10
Coding region: 68-2191 (707 amino acids)
Molecular function (GO): acyltransferase activity, transferring groups other than amino-acyl groups
Source: RefSeq, a predicted model, not a curated record